Messenger RNA from Knipowitschia caucasica, 369 nucleotides. The record is from the annotation of a GenBank genome assembly. NCBI's taxonomy places the organism in Eukaryota, Metazoa, Chordata, Actinopteri, Gobiiformes, Gobiidae.
AUGAUGUCGCGCGCACCUGUCCGUCACGUUGGUGCUGCCAUCUUCUUCUCACAUCCGCGCCUGUGCCGCGUGUGCCACGUCUGCCGCCUCCCACCGUGCUCCAGCUGUGCUGCUGAGCGGAAAAGGCGCGCGCGCAGACGCGCGCAGACACAACACCGCGAGUGCAGACAGAGACACCGCAGCAUGUGCGUUCCUUUUCUACACACGCGUCUCCAGAUCAACCGCAUGGAUUUGGCCCGUGACGCUGCGGCGGACGCGGCGGACGCGGAACAGGAGGCAGGGCGAUGCCGCAUGAAGCCUGGUCUGCGCGCCGUUCACAUGUCAGCAAAUGCCCCGCACGGCAAUCCAGCACACAGAUCUGCACCAUAG